CAGGAGUUUCUCCCUCGGUGUUCUAACCUUCUUCAGUCUUUUCGAUUUUCGUUUUCGCCUGGAAAACAACCAUGAAGUUAAACAUCUCCUAUCCCUCUACGGGAGCCCAGAAGACAUUUGAGGUCAACGAUGACCACAAACUCCGAUUAUUCUAUGAGAAGCGCAUUGGUGCAGAAGUUGAAGCUGAGCAAUUAGGAGACGAAUGGAAGGGAUAUCUUUUCCGUAUCGCUGGUGGUAACGACAAACAAGGUUUCCCAAUGAAACAAGGUGUCUUGACAAACACUCGUGUUCGUUUGUUGCUUAAGAAAGGUCAUUCCUGCUAUCGUCCCAGAAGAACUGGAGAACGUAAACGCAAAUCAGUCCGUGGAUGUAUUGUAGAUCAAAACUUGUCAGCUCUUGCUCUUAUUGUUGUCCGUAAAGGCGAGGGUGAGAUUGAAGGUCUUACAGACGUAACUGUUCCACGUCGUCUCGGACCAAAAAGAGCUAGCCACAUUCGCAAGUUAUUUGCUCUUACAAAGGAAGAUGACGUUAAGAAAUAUAUUAUUAAGAAACCAUUACCUGCAAAGGAAGGUAAGAAGCAACGUUUCCAAGCUCCUAAAAUCCAACGUCUCGUAACACCAGUCGUUUUACAACGCAAACGACACCGUUUGGCACUUAAGAAACGUCGUAUUGAGGGUAGAAAGGAAGCUGAAGCUGAAUAUGCUAAAUUAUUGGCUCAACGUAGACGUGAAGAAAAACUCCGUCGUCGUACACGAACAGCCUCAAUCCGUGAGUCAAAGAGUUCAAUCUCAUCUGACAAGGAUAGCAAAAAGGAAGUUGUCAAGAAGCCAGAGGUUAAGCCAGCUGCAAAGAAAGUUGAUGAUAAGAAGAAGCCAGCUGAAAAAAAGGCUGAUGCCAAGAAACCUACUGCAGAAAAGAAGGAUGCUAAGAAGGUUGAAGCUAAACCAGCAGCAGCCAAAAAAGUUGAUGACAAAAAGAAGCCAGCUCCAGCACCCGAGAAAAAACCAGCAGAGACAAAGAAAGCUGCUCCAGCAAAGAAAGAAGCACCUAAACGUAAGGAACCAACUAAGCCAGCAGCAUCAAAACCAGCAGAUGCCAAGAAGCCGAAAAAGAAGUAAAUGAGUUUUGUAUUUCUAAAUAAAUGAUGAAAUAUGUAUAAGGAGAACCUUCAUAUUAAAGAAAUAAACUGAAUAAUUCUUGGAAACAUU
This is a messenger RNA of Chironomus riparius, 1208 nucleotides long. NCBI's taxonomy places the organism in Eukaryota, Metazoa, Arthropoda, Insecta, Diptera, Chironomidae. The record is from the annotation of a GenBank genome assembly.